GUCAUCGCUCCGCUCGCCCACCCUCCCGGACCACUGUUCCCCCAGCGGCCGCAUCCUGCCCCGGCCGCCAGCUCCGGAGCUACCGUUAGCAAGCGGAUAACAAGGGAGAAGGAAGUCGUGGUUUCCGUUGGAAUACCUCCGCGUCAUGUCGCUUGGUCUAAGUAAUUUGUCUCGGUUUGGGUGAAGAUGAAAUCACAGAUCCUCAACGCGGCUCCUGGAAGACACAUCCCCCCGCGCGAAGUCCGCCUUUUCAGCCCGACCUCGGUUAGCGCGUCCGUCCGUCCUGCCAAGCGAGAGGCUCCGCUGUCCUCCGCCGCCGCUGGAGCUCUGUGAGGCGGGGAAGGCUCCGGACAAAGCCCGUCAGAUGUUGGACGGUGGGAACAUAUCCUCGGACCCGCCGCGAUUUGAAACCAGGCUGUGGAGCUGAAUUUGUCAAAUCCGUCGUGGGAAGCGCCGGGGAAAAAACCAAGGUGGAGGACCGAGGUCUAUUUUCAGAGAGGGCGAGAGUUCGGAUCUCUCACCGGGGGAAAGGAGCCGAGGAGCGGGGGGUGUGAGGAGGAGGAAGACCCGCAGAGAAGAAGGGACGUAGCGGGAGGAAACUGCCGCUGCCAGUGAUGGCAAACGAGCCGAUCAUCCUAAACGUCUAUGAUAUGUACUGGAUCAAUGAGUUCACCAGCUCUCUGGGCAUCGGAGUGUUUCACUCAGGGAUUGAGAUCUAUGGAAGAGAGUUUGCCUACGGCGGACACCCGUACCCAUUCUCAGGGAUCUUUGAGAUUUCACCCGGCGAUGCCACUGAACUAGGCGACACCUUCAAGUUCAAAGAAGCCAUAGUCCUCGGCAGCACAGACUUCACAGAGGAGGAUGUGGAGCGGAUCGUGGAGGAGAUGGGGAAGGAGUACAAAGGCAACGCCUACCACCUCAUGCACAAGAACUGCAACCACUUCUCCUCGGCGCUAUCAGAGAUCCUGUGUGGCCGGGAGAUCCCUCGCUGGGUCAACCGUCUGGCCUACUUCAGCUCCUGCGUGCCCUUCCUCCAGACCUGCCUGCCCAAAGAGUGGCUGACCCCGGCCGCCUUACAGUCCAGCGUCAGCCAGGAGCUCCACGGAGCUGGAGAGCUGGAGGAGGCCGAGGACGCCGCCGCCAGCGCCUCGCUGGCCUCCAUGUCGCCCUGCUCGCCCUCAUCUUCCUCCAGCCCCAACUCCUUGCCUCGUCACUCCCGCUACCAGCCCCGCCGGUAGAACCUGCGAAGCCUGCUGGGAAACACAGGGCUGGACUUGUGGUCAGCAAACAGAAUAGCUGAUGAGUCCAGCUACAGUCGGUCAGGACCGUCCUUGAGCAAGGUCCUGGACUGCUCCCUGCUCUGGGUAAGAACGUCGGCCAAAUCCCUGCAAUGAUCCAGAGCACUGGAAUAGUUUCUCCUUGCAGGAGGAAGGAGAUCUCGCCGCUGACAAAGGCGGGAUCGUCUCCCAGUGAACACGGCUGACAACAGCUGACAACGUCCCCUACACAAUUCACUAUUUCCCCCUCAAGACUCGUUCAUUAUUUUACCUGCCAUAUUACCGCGCAGAAUGGAAACAGGGCUGGUUUCUUUCUCCACCAAAGUGUUUCGUAAUUUAGGAACAUUUACCAGCCACAUGUAGAAUUUACCAGCAGUUAUUUAAUGGAUGGUGCUAAACCCAGAAAGAGAGAACACUGAAAGGGAAGAGCAGGCCUGGAUCAUCUUAAAACCAUGAGUCCAAACCAAACGUCCCAAUAACCCGUCUUAAUGGGGACAACUCUUACUUUUUUCUAAGGUUGUGGUUUCAAACUUGAACUCUGACAUGAGUGGAACAAAUACUACUCGUCAAUCGUUUUAAAGAUGUUUGCAGCUGAAUAAUCUAAAGCUGCUUUUAGACAAAUUUUCAGGAGGUGCUUGUAUGUAAGAAUGCAAAAGUCAGAAUGCGAGUCAGUUGCUCCGGACAUUUUCUGGACCUUCUCCUGCCAGCCCCCCUUGUAAAAUGUCUGAAAAUUGUCCGAAGGUGCCCAUGUGAGAAUGCAGCAGGAAAAUGUCUGGAUGGGCAUGAAACUGGAAGAAGAAGAGCAGCAGGAGAAAAUGCCAACGAAGAUGUAAACUUCAAAAGACAAUGACAUUUGAGAGCUUUUGACAGUGAGGGCCGUAAAACCAAAACCCCAACCUGUGAUUUCUGUAGCGUAAUUUAUACGUCGUGUCCUGCGUGCUCUACCCAGACGCCCCCCCCCCCACCCGAAUGACAAUCUCCUGCUGUGUGUUUCAUAUGUGAAAGGCAAAGUCCACAAAAUGUCUGGACCCAAUUUUACGGAUAUUUUUACGGAUUUCAUGUAUGAAAACGACUUAACUGCUCCGAGCUCAGUUGGGCGAGAAGCCUUCACUUCCACGGGUGAAUUUAAGGCCCCGAGAGAGCUGUCAAUCAAAUCAAACAUGCAAUAAACAUCUAAUUCACCUCUCGUCGAGCACUGGUAUAAUUUGACUGUGGCUGGUAAAUAUAUUCUAUAUGAUUUGGUUUGUGAAAUGUUGAAAGCAGCCGGUGGAUUUUGGACUUGAAACACUUUUCCUCAGAAUGCUGUGCGCGCGUCGGGACCUCAGGCUUCUUUUUCUACCACAGAAAGCUGGAGAGACUUGAACCAGAACUACAAUCAGCCUCAAUUUCCAGACACAGAUGAACUGAUCCAGGACCAGAGUCUAAAUGGGAGAAAAAUCCCCAUCACACCUGGGAGGGGUUCAGUUCCAGCUCAUCUUUAAAGACACAAAUUUCCAACCUGUAUCAGCCUGUGAACUAAUAACCGGUUGUUCCUUCACCAAUAAUGUGAUCACGUCAACUAUUAUGGUUGCGGGGCAGUGACUGAAAGGUUAGAAGAUUUUUUAUAACCUAGAGGAUUCUGGGUUCUGCGAAAUAAAAUAGUGAAUUCUUUCUUAGUAGCAACUGCCAAGGUGCCUUUGAGCAAGGUACUUAACCUACAAGCUUCCCAGAGGCCACCAGUAGAGGACUACUGUGGUUUUACUGGACCGCUCCCAGUCGUCAGCGUGUUCAUCAUCUGUAAGUGGGAAGCAAAGUGUUUCGUCUUCACUCCAGUAAGUUGGCGGCCAUGAUGUCGGUAAAGUGGGGACGUGUGUCGUUAACUGACCUGAGGUCAGAGGUCAGAGGUCAGACUCCUCACGUCUGUCCAGUUAGGGAUGUCGCACACUGGUGUUAAUUUAAAGCAUCACAAACUCAUUUCAAGCUUUUAUUUUGAAAGAUUAUACUUUAACUUUACGUUGGAAAAACUGAUUGAAAUCAUUGUGUCGCUCUCGUUUAAUCACCUUAAAGAAACAAAUGAUGGUUUUACAAGACAAUGCUGCUUUCCCAAAAAGACAAGCACCUCAUCUCAAACUCUCUGGAUGCUGUUAACACCACGUAUGCUGCACAAUGCGUGUCGUCCCAGACAAGUGUCAAACAUAUAUCUCCGUCGAUUUUACUUGUUUUCCUGGACGGCUGAGGACCGGACGACCAGCGGGAAAAGUUCGUCUGUUUGUUUAAAUCCUUUAUUGUAUUUCGAUGAUAUUUUAUGGACUCUGGCCUUUUUGUCUGUUUUGUUUAUGUUUGAUAAACUCAGGACUCAAAAAAGGCAUUGUAAUAUAUUCCUUUAAACUUUUUUAUCCCACGUUCUACGUUUGCGUUGUCGCUGCUUUUUCUACUGCAGUAGUCACUCCAUAGAGCUUUUGAAGAACGUGGCACUGUGGCGGUGCAGUUUUUAUACUCCUCUCUUUGAUUAAAGAAGACAAAAGCUUUUGUUUACAGCCCAGAUGUUUGUAUAUGAGCCUGUGCUGCUCUCGGUUUUCCUGUGUUUGCACACUUGUAUUAUACAGUAAGUGGUUCGUAUCAGCCAUCGACUGUUUAUCCAGAUUGACGACGCGUCUCCUCUAAAACCAAACUUUGAACAAACAUCAGUGUGAUAAGAAGCACCUAAAAUGACAGAAUCCAUCUUUGAUAUAAAUGUAUUUUAACGUGUACAUUGACUUUUGACCUUUUUUUAUUCGGUCCGUGUCCCAUCCACUAACAUGGCAGAGGUGGGGUUCAUGACCUAUACUGCAUCCAGCCACUUUGGCUUCACUUUUUGGGGAGGCGUCAUGUCGUCCAUCUUUAUAAACAGUCUAUGACGUCAACAACCUGCCAACUGGGCCACACUUCUCCACAUCUCACACACACACACACACACACACACACACACACACACACACACACACACACACACACACACACACACACACACACACACACACGUUCUCUUCCCAACCGUAGCAGCGUUUCCAGGUUAUUUCUCUUUUAAUAUUUUCUUUAUCCUCAACCGAUUGGAUUUCUUUUAAACAUGGAACCUUUUGUCCUCCUCAAUCCUGGACUCAGGAUACUUUCAGUUACAUCGUUUUGAUGCAGCGUCCGACACAUUUCAGGACUUUUAUUUUCUGAUAAACAAACCAAACAGAAUCAGUGUUAAAGCGGGACGCACUGUAAACCAGCACAUUCUUCUAAUUCACUCGAUACGAGAGUCAUUUUAAAUGUCUCUUUGUAGAUCUGAAUGUGAAAACUUUAUUUUGAAUGCACUGACACAGACUGACUCACACACUUGUACUGCUAAUGUCGGUGCCAUCUGGUGGCUGGCAUUUGUACUGUUGUCUGCUUCACACAGACACUGAGGUUUUUCCCUUAACCUUCAUAGCGUCACAUAAUGUGUUUAUCUUUAGUUGACAAAUACACAGUAUCUCAUGGAACACUGUUUAAACAACACGUGUCACCUUUCAUUUCUAAAUGCUGAGGAAUAAAACCGUAAAGUUCAGAUUACGUUUUAACACAAUAACUCACCUUCUGUCCUUCCUCAGUUUUUCUCAAGAGACAUUUAUUUAUCACAGAUUUCUUAUUUUCAAUGGAAUCCCUCAUUCCUUGAGUAGUAGUUGUUUUUAUGGUAAUAGUAAAUGUCCUGUCAAAUUGUUCUAAUUACACCACUUGUGUGAGCUAUGAAUGUAAAUGAGGAAACCCCAGAACCCCCCCCUCCUCCAAAAAAGAAUGACUUCAGCUGUUUGUUGGUAAAUUGUCACAGAGACUUCAGAACAGAUUUAUACCCUUGUUUGAAAGUUAUUAAAGAGAAGAUCUGUGACUGUCA
Molecule: messenger RNA, 5151 nt
Organism: Hippoglossus stenolepis (Pacific halibut)
Lineage: Eukaryota; Metazoa; Chordata; Actinopteri; Pleuronectiformes; Pleuronectidae
Gene: desi2
Product: desumoylating isopeptidase 2
Exons: 5
Coding region: 615-1238 (207 amino acids)
Biological process (GO): protein deubiquitination
Molecular function (GO): deubiquitinase activity
Source: RefSeq, a predicted model, not a curated record